GGAGACGCCGACGACAACCUACACAAAUGGGCCCGAACCUGCGCCUAUAGCACUCAUCUGGAUCUCUUAGCAAGAUCUGGAUAAAUCUUACACGUGAAAUACUCUAUUGAAAGAUCCUAAUCCAGGCGGACCGUGUCCGAUCGCAGCGUCGCCUGCACAGACUCAAUCAGAGUGUCUGGGCUAAGAAGAAGAGCCAAACCGCCAGCAAGACCCUAACGAUCUCUUUGCACGUUCUUUUUGAUAUUUAUACCAUACUUCGCUAUGCCUGGACGAGUAUCUCGCAAGCCGGGCUCUUCAGCCGCACAGAGCACCCAGAAUCUCUCUCUGCCUGCGGCUUCCUCGUCGCGCCUGUCCAACAAUGCAACCGAUGAUGGCUCGAUCAAGAGUUCGCGGUCAUCGCGAGGUACCGAAUCCACCCGCGACUCGGAGAGCAAACCCAGCCGGAAAUCGACGCGAACUUCCGCCAUACCCAUCUCUAUCCCGGAUGAAGGACCUUCAACUGCUCUUCGUGUCCAGAUUUGUUCCUUGUUUGGAGAUGCCCAGCGGACCACAGCGGCACAUAGGAAACUCGUGAUUAGCCUACGCAAGAUCCAGGAAGCUUGCUGCUAUGAACCGACCUCACCAGUAAAAGGAAAGCAGGUGUCGCAAUAUCACCAAUUGGGUGCAGAUUUUGGCGAGGAGGAGUUUACGAGCGAGGUGGCGAGAUGUAUGCUCCGCAUAUUAGGGGUUAAAAGGAGCGAAAAUGCAGCAGAUAGAGUUAUUCGUUUUCUAGUGCUAUUUUUAAGGCAUGCGAACGAGAAAGACAAUGCGCUUCUUCAAGAAGUCGCCGAUGAAGACGACAUGCUUGAGACGCCUAGCUCCCGCUUGACUUCCCACCUGCUCACCACGCUGUUGCCAUUGAUGACCUCCAAAGAGAAGACCGUCCGAUUCCGUGCGACACAGAUCACUUCGGAUCUGGUCAGCUCACUACAAUCCAUCGAUUUUGAUAUUUACCAGGCUACUAGAGCUGCGCUUCUUCGACGGAUCCGCGACAAGGAAAGCAUGGUUCGGGUGCAAGCUGUGCUAGGACUUAGCUCGAUUGCCAGCAAUGAUGCAGAGGAUGAUCAGGAGGACGAGGAGGAAGAUGACGAAGAUGAUGCAAGUAGCUUGCUUGAGAAGCUCUUGGAUGCCCUUCAAAACGAUCCGAGCGCAGAUGUGCGGCGUUCUCUACUAUUAAGCCUCCCUCUGACUGCAGCAACGCUUCCAUAUCUUCUUGAACGCGCCAGAGAUCUCGACGCAGCUACCAGAAGGGGACUAUACUCGCGUCUGCUCCCCAGUCUCGCAGACUUUCGUCAUCUCUCCCUGUCCAUGCGCGAGAAGCUUUUGCGUUGGGGUCUACGGGAUCGGGAUCAAAAUGUGCGACGAGCGGCGGCGCGGGUCUUCCGAGAACGUUGGAUCGAAGACUGUGCCGGCACCCGUCAGCAGGCAGAGGGCGGAGCGGUCAUUGAGCAAAAAUCUCCUAGCUUUGAAGGGUUAACGGAAUUGCUUGAACGUAUUGACGUAGUCAACUCUGGGGUCGAAAGCGGGAUCGCACAGGAGGCUAUGAAGGAGUUUUGGGAAGGUCGACCAGACUAUCGUGCUGCAGUGACAUUUGACGAUUCGUUUUGGGAAAAUCUGACUGCUGAAGGCGCAUUUAUGGCUCGAAGCUUCAACGCAUUCUGCCGUCAAGAAGGAGAUGGCAAGUAUGAGAAUUUGGUCGAGGAGAAGAUGCCAGAGGUUACUAAACUUGCCUUUUACAUCCAACGCUACACCAACGUCUUGUUCAGCAAACUCAAAACCACCAAUGAGCGAGCUGAAGGCGACGAUGAAGACACUGUCGAGCUUGAAUUUAUUGUCGAGCAAUUACUGCACAUUGCAUUGACGCUUGAUUAUACUGAUGAAGUGGGACGAAGGAAAAUGUACGCAUUGAUGAGAGAGAUUCUUGCCGUGGCGGAGCUUCCGGAAGAAACUACCAGACUCGUAGUCGACAUUUUACGAGUGGUUUGCGGUGAGAAUGCCAAUGGAGAGCGAGACUUUUGCGGCGUGGUGCUCGAAGCGGUGGCCGAAGUCCAUGAUACGAUUAUGGGCGAAGACGGUGCGGAAAAUGGCGAAGAAGACGGAGAGGAGAGCUUUCACUCUGCGAGAUCAGAAGUCAGCGACGACGCACCGGCCAAGAAGAAGGCACAGGCUCCGCUCACCCCAGAGGAGCAAGCUGAAAAGGAAGCCCAGGAAGAGGAAAAGGCUGUAAGAGAAAUCGUGGUGAACAUGAAGUGUCUCCAUAUUGCGCAGUGCAUGCUUCAAAACGUGCAAACAGAUUUGAAGGAAAAUGCUCAUCUCGUCACAACACUCAACAAUCUCAUUGUCCCGGCUGUACGGAGUCAUGAAGCACCUAUCAGAGAAAGGGGACUAGUAUGUCUCGGUCUAUGCUGCCUACUGGACAAGAGCCUCGCAGAAGAAAAUCUGAUUCUCUUCCUGCACUGCUUCGCCAAAGGUCAUGAAGCGCUUCAAACGACCUCUGUCCAGAUCAUCACCGACAUUUUAACUACCCACCCAUCUCUCCUGUCACCGACCCCUCCAACGGACCCGGAGGCCGAGUCCACCCCUUCUGCUCUACAGAAACCCAUUCUCAAGCUCUACUCCCGCUCCCUGCGGUCGUCCUCUACGGACGUCCAGUCUACCGGCUGCACGGCUCUCUGCAAGCUCAUGCUCGGCAACGUUAUCAAAGAAGAUGACCUCUUGAAACAGCUCGUACUCACGUACUUUGAUCCCGCCACGCAAGAUAAUCCUGCUAUGCGUCAAGCUCUGACUUACUUUUUGCCCGUCUACUGCCACUCGCGGCGCGAGAAUAUGGAGCGCAUGGCCCGCAUUGCGGUCCCCCUCGUCCAUGCACUUGUCACGCUCAAUGACGAGCUCGAAGAAGAUGAAGGCAUGGUCGGCUUGACGCUGGUGACUGCGCACCUCGUCGACUGGACGGACCCACGGAAAUUGGUCGUCUUGGAUUCCUUUUCCACUGGAUGGGACGAGUUGGGCCGCAAAGAAACGAAGCCUGUCGAAGCAGACAUUCAUGUCGAUGUCGCCGUGGAUGUGCUGAACAAGGUUCUCAGCUCGGGCUGCACAAAAGAAGAACGCAAAACGCUCAUUUCCCUCCUCUCAAAACUCUACAUUGCGCAUGCCGCUGACGCGUCGAAAUUGCUCGAACUCCACGACCUCGCUGCCGCCGCGGUCGACGCCUCGGGCCGUAUCGCACCAGACGCGACGUCGAGAAAUGCGCUGACCAAGGUCUUGAAUGCUGUAGAGAAGGUUGUACAGGUCGAUGCCGAGCAGGCCGAGCAGGCCGAGCCGGUGGUGACGGCCGGCGAAGAAGACGAAAGUAAAUUCUUGUCCAAGGCUGGUAGCGGCGACGAGGAGGGGGUCGAAGAGAGUAAAGCCGAUGAAGAAAGCAGAGCCCAACUUGAAGGCGAAAGCCAAAUCAAGUACGAACACGAAGACGAGCACGAGGAUGACGGCGAUGAUGAUGCAGCUACAGUCACGGGCAAUAGUGUCAAGGAUGAAAGUGUCUUGUCGGAUGCCACCCGCAUAACGGCGUCAGAGGGGAUGGAUGUUGAUGAUCCUAUGGAUAUGGAUUGAUUCAUUCUCUAGUCUUUCUUCAUUUCGUUUCGUUCUCUUUGCUUUCUUAAUUUUAUUCAUUUUGUUUGUUGGUGGGGGAGGGGAGGGAAGGGGUUUCUUCAUUCAUUUAUUCAUUUGGUCUUUUGUCUGCGUUUGGGUUUCCGUCUAAUUAUCCGUCCUUUGGUUUUUUAUACGUGAGUGAAUGAAUUAUAGAGGUAACUGGUAACUGGU
Messenger RNA from Xylona heveae TC161, 3855 nucleotides. Its product is annotated as ARM repeat-containing protein. Gene Ontology annotation, biological process: mitotic chromosome condensation. The coding region runs from base 262 to 3645 and encodes 1127 amino acids. NCBI's taxonomy places the organism in Eukaryota, Fungi, Ascomycota, Xylonomycetes, Xylonales, Xylonaceae. Gene Ontology annotation, cellular component: condensin complex; condensed chromosome. The transcript is spliced from 4 exons. The record is from RefSeq and is a predicted model, not a curated record.